Prorocentrum cordatum is the source of this 2181-nucleotide messenger RNA. The record is from the annotation of a GenBank genome assembly. Lineage: Eukaryota; Dinophyceae; Prorocentrales; Prorocentraceae.
AUGGCGACGCUGAAGUCGCUGAUGUGGGCCAUGGUGCUGCUGCUGAUGAUUAUCUACGUGUUCGGCCUCGCGUUCACGGGGGAGGCCCUGGACCACUCGAUCUCCGGCGGCGUCAGCUGGCGGGAGCCAGCCGUGGCGCUGCAGGGCAUCUCGGUCCUCCCGACCUCCCUCUUCACUGUGUACAUCGCGUUCGUGUACUUCGCCGUCUUGAAUGUCACCGGUGUGUUCUGCAGUUCAGCAGUAGAGACAACCCAGCGAAAUCCGGAUCUGGUCGCCAAGUCUAUCAUCGAUAACCGGCGAGCUUGCACGGAGAAGUUGCAGCAGCUCUUCGGUGCCAUCGACGACGACGCGUCGGGUCUCAUAACCAUCGACGAGCUAGAGCUGAUCUCCGAGGACGACCUGAUGAAGGCCUACUUCCAGGCCCUCCAGAUCGACUUCCGCGACGCAUACACGCUGUUCAAGCUCAUAGAUGCCUCGAACGAUGGUGCCAUCAAGCUGGACGAUCUGCAGGGCUUCGCCCUUUUCCGACAGGGAUGCGAGAAGCUGAAGGGUAAUGCCACAAGCAUGGAGAUGGCCGAGAUCAGCUACGACAUGAGAAGGCUGGCCACCCAGGCCAUGCGUGAGGACAUCGCUUUCUUUGUCGCUCAGGUUUCCGCCAUGCUGGUGGCACUGGACAGUAAUGGGCGUUGCCGGAACGAGAUGGACGACAUGCUCAAGCCGAGCGCCGAGAAGUUGCUCCGGGCGCCCGCCGGCGGCGGCGGGCCGCGGCCGACCGCCCGGUCGCUGGCGGCCAUGGGCGGUCACAGGGGCGGCCAGGGCUCGUCGCCGCGCCUGCUGGGUGGCGGCCACAGGGGCGGCCAGGGCUCGUCGCCGCACCUGCUGGGCGCGUCGGGGGACGGCGCCGCCGGCCCCGACUCGCACCCAGCCUCCCAGGACCCGACCCUGUCGGCUGCGCAGGCAGCGAUCUCUUGGGCUGCGGAGCUCCAGGGGCCCAGCGGCGCGGGCGCGGCGGGCAGCUGGCCGAAGGCGCGGCCCCAGCAGCCGCCGAGCGCCGCCGAGCCGCUCCACCCGGCCCCCGAGCUCGCCGCCGCUCACCUCGAGGGCCCAGCCCGCGGCUGGGCCGAGCGGCUCCUCCGCACACGGAGCCGGCUGCUGGAGGAGGCCGAGGUCCUCGAGUCCGUCAUCGCCUCCCUGACAGAAGACGCGUCCGCGGAGAAUGCGCUGGAGCACCUCGCGUUCAUCGACUGGGGCUGGCCCGGCGAGGGGGCCGGCCACGCCCGCCAGAUCUCCGAGGGGGCGGAGGUGCUGCCCACGAAGCAGCCGACCCAGCCCCCGGACGAGUCCGCCGACCUGCCCCCUCAGCCCGCGCAGGGCGAGAGCACCCCGGCCCCGGAGGGCGACGCCGAGAACAGGACGGCCAAGAAGAAGGUCACCACACAAUCGAGGGUCACCACACAAUCGAGCACCACGCCGUUGACGGCCUCCCGCUCGACCGAGGUGGGGGAUGUGCUCGGCUGCGCCGUCGCUGCGCUCAAGCAGCAGUCUGGGGGCAGCAAGAAAAUAGACUUCACGCCCUUAACGUCGCCCGCGCUGUCGAAGGCUCCCAGCAGGUAUGAUCACCAUCACCAGGUGCUCUUCAACGGAAAGCAGGUGAUGAGCACCACGUUCGAGAUCUUCUUCGGAGCCGUGAUCGGGACCAACGCGCUCGUGAGCGGCGUGGAGGUCCAGUACAGGAGCUCGCACAUCGGGGAGGAGAUACCGGACAUCUUCAUAAUCAUACGCCACACCUACACCUUGCUCUUCCUGGUGGAGCUCGCGAUGCGCGUCUGCACGCUGGGCCCCCGCAAGUUCUUCACGAGAGGGGAGGCGUGCGGCCUCGAGCUCACGCUGGACCAGCUGCAUCUGCUGCAGGUCAUCGCUAUCGCUGAGUGGCGACUACACGCUUUCCUCGCGCCGUUAGAGUCCAAUCUGCACUACUGCCUGGCCGCAGGCUGUUACACGAAGGCCGAGUUUCGCAGGUUGGACGGUUUUCAGGCGAGAUGCUUGCGGGUCAUUCCAAAGGUCCCUCCAGCGGGAAGGCUUCGGACAGCGUGGAUCCAGGCAGUGUUGCCCGACGGCAUCAGAUUGGAGGCCGCCGCUUCCGACAAGCAGCAGCGGCGCAGGAGCGCGAAGAACUUCUGA